Molecule: messenger RNA, 534 nt
Organism: Calliphora vicina (urban bluebottle blowfly)
Lineage: Eukaryota; Metazoa; Arthropoda; Insecta; Diptera; Calliphoridae
Exons: 4
Coding region: 1-534 (177 amino acids)
Source: RefSeq, a predicted model, not a curated record
AUGCCGAAUACCCAUACCCUGCAGGCUCAGUCCGUUUAUAGCAAUCAGCAUAUGAAAACUGUUAAACUAGAAUGUUCGUCUAAUUCAAAAUAUUUUUACGACAACCACUCAUGUCGCCUGAAAGCAGUAAAUCGUUUUAAGUCGGUUGGUAUGAUGCAUUUUUAUCCACGUGAUCCACUGCAUUCUAUAUCGUUUAAUAUGGCCUUAUACAUGCGUAAUGAUGCCAAUAUUUUUAAGCCACAUAUUGUUAAUAUAACAGUGAACUUGUGUAACAAUUACGAUAGUAGAUCAUCAGGAAUAUAUAAAGCUGUAGUAAUGAAAGUUUUGAAGCAGUUUACUAACCUCAAUCAUUCGUGUCCCUAUGAGGGUGCUUUAGUAGCAAAAAAUCUUUACUUGGACGCAAAUUUAAUACCGAUACGGAUGGCCAAAAAGUCCUAUAUGGCUAAACUACUUUUUUACAAAGGCAUUCGCAAAGUAGUCGAUCCACUAAUGACUGUGAAAUUGUAUAUGGAUUUAAUUGAAUCUAAUCACUGA